AUGCAGUCUCCCUUAUCGUCAGGCGCAACGCGCCUCGACGUCGCCAACUCUCUUCUCCUCAACCCCAAGGGCGGCACCCUGAGCAGGCUAGACCUCCACCAGUUACCGGAUGACAAGCCAGUCUUUGCGUGCGCAAAGUGCUCCGAGGUUCUAGCACUUCAGGACGAGCUCGUAUCGCAGGCGUUCACCGGCCGCUCGGGCCGUGCAUACCUCAUGAACUCGACCAUCAACACGAAUCUAGGCAAGCGUGAAGAGCGCAAGCUUAUAACGGGGAGACACACAGUUGCGGAUCUUCACUGCGCCUCUUGCGACGCAGAGGUCGGCUGGAUGUACAUCAAGGCGCCGACUGGUGAUCAGAGGUACAAGGAGGGUCGUUACAUUCUCGAGGAGGCCCAGAUUGUCAAGGAGAACAACUGGCGGUGA
Cutaneotrichosporon cavernicola is the source of this 423-nucleotide messenger RNA. RefSeq lists its product as uncharacterized. The coding region runs from base 1 to 423 and encodes 140 amino acids. The transcript has 5 exons. NCBI's taxonomy places the organism in Eukaryota, Fungi, Basidiomycota, Tremellomycetes, Trichosporonales, Trichosporonaceae. The record is from RefSeq and is a predicted model, not a curated record.